AUGGGCGCGCUACAUGAGGGGCAUCUAUCUCUUGUACGGAGAUCGUUAGCAGCCAACGACCUCACUGUGCUCUCCAUCUUUGUGAACCCUGCGCAGUUCGCACCGCAGGAAGACCUCGCGACGUACCCGCGCACCCUGCCGCACGACCUUGAGCUGCUAUCCACCGUGUCCGUCACUGUGCCGAACGGGUCCUCGACUUCCCCGGUUAUCCGCAGGCCGUCAGCGGUGUUCCUGCCUUCUGUCUCCGACAUGUACCCCACGGGAAUCUCGCAGGACGUUGCUACGCAGAAAGGCACCUUCGUCGAGGUGAAGGGCUACGGGCACCAGAUGGAAGGCAAGGCUCGACCCACGUUCCUCCGUGGCGUGGCGACGAUUGUGACGAAGCUGUUCAACGUGAUAGAGCCCACGCAAACAUACUUCGGGCAGAAAGACAUUCAGCAAGCUCUCCUUCUCAAGCGCCUCACGCGCGAUCUCCUCCUCUCUCAUCCUCUUCCUGAAAAUUUACACAUCGUGCCCACAGCGCGAGACCGAGCAAGCCUCCUCGCGCUCUCCUCACGCAACGCGUACCUCACCCCGCGCGAGCGCAAGUACGCUGCGCCUGCGCUGUACGCCGCGCUCCAGGCUGGCCAGCGCGCGUGGACGGCGGGGAGCAGCAAGGCGGAGUGUAUAGCGCGUGCGAUCGCCGUCAUUGACGAGACCUCGCCGAAGCUGGUGAGCGAUGCUGACGUGGAGCCCGUCGAGAUUCGACUGGACUACAUCGAGAUGAACGAUCCGGAAACGUUUGACGUUCUCCCGGAUGACGUGACAAGGCGGGAGUGGGAGACCCAGCUGCAGGACGGUGUGAAAGGGCGACCGGUGAUUCUCAGUGGGGCGCUGUGGAUUGGACGGACGAGGCUGAUCGAUAAUGUUAUUCUUGGCGACGGUAGGACGUUGGGCAUUAUUGAAUAG
Molecule: messenger RNA, 948 nt
Organism: Sparassis crispa
Lineage: Eukaryota; Fungi; Basidiomycota; Agaricomycetes; Polyporales; Sparassidaceae
Product: Pantoate--beta-alanine ligase
Exons: 4
Coding region: 1-948 (315 amino acids)
Biological process (GO): pantothenate biosynthetic process
Molecular function (GO): pantoate-beta-alanine ligase activity
Source: RefSeq, a predicted model, not a curated record